Python bivittatus (Burmese python) is the source of this 3410-nucleotide messenger RNA. RefSeq names its product exocyst complex component 2 (gene EXOC2). Gene Ontology annotation, biological process: exocytosis; Golgi to plasma membrane transport. Gene Ontology annotation, cellular component: exocyst. Lineage: Eukaryota; Metazoa; Chordata; Lepidosauria; Squamata; Pythonidae. The record is from RefSeq and is a predicted model, not a curated record.
CUGAGCGACGGCUGAGGCGUUGAUUCUCGUGAGCCCGGCCCUCGAGCCUCUGUCGGCGAGGCGAGAGCUGGUGUCGACUGAGCCUUGUUUUGCUGUAAACGAGGCAGAAGAUGCUCUUGUACGCAGUAAGCGAGUAGCAGGCUCGGCCUCUCGAAAGUCUGUCGCCAGCUCUUGGGCCAGAGUCGUCUUAGAAGCAGCUUUGGAAUCGUCCUCAUAAAUCCUGCCUAAACCUCCCGGAAUCAAGUUAAACCUGUCAACAAGCACCCGCUCAACAUCCUCGCACUCCACCCUUUGAUUGUCAUCUUGAGUUUGUGGAAUAUUUGAAUCUUUGAUCAAAGAAGAAAGGCAACUAUGUCUCAUACACGUAAACCCCCUCUUGUGACGGGCAUUUCUCCUAAUGAAGGCAUUGCAUGGACUAAGGUCACAAUUCGAGGAGAAAACCUGGGAAUGGGACCAACAGAUCUGAUAGGCUUGACAAUCUGUGGACACAAUUGCCUUCUCACUGCUGAAUGGAUGUCUGCCAGCAAAAUUGUCUGUCGAGUAGGUCAAGCUAAGAAUGACAAAGGGGACAUUAUCGUAACUACAAAGUCAGGAGGGAAAGGGACUUCGACUGUUUCUUUUAAACUUCUGAAACCUGAAAAGAUAGGUAUCUUGGAUCAGUCUGCUGUCUGGGUUGAUGAAAUCAACUACUAUGACAUGCGCACUGACAGGAACAAAGGGAUGCCCCCUUUGUCUUUACGUCCUGCUAAUCCUCUUGGUAUUGAGAUAAACAAAGGAAAUAUUCCACAGAAAGAAUUGGAAACACUGUUUCCUGGAAAGAGUGCUGAUUUUACGAGUGAAAACUUUUCUGCUGCUUGGUAUUUAAUAGAGAACCAUUCAACAGCAAGUUUUGAUCAGUUUAAAAUGGCAGUAAUAAAUCUAAGGAAACAAGCCAACAAGAAAAAUGAGGGAAAUCUACAGUAUGUCAAAGGAGGUCUCAGCACUUUUUUUGAAGCACAAGAUGCCUUGUCAGCUAUCCAUCAAAAACUAGAAGCGGAUGGAACAGAAAAAGUAGAAGGAUCCAUGACGCAAAAACUAGAGAACGUUCUCAACAGAGCAAGUAAUACCGCAGAUACAUUGUUCCAGGAAGUUUUGGGCCGCAAAGACAAGGCUGACUCAACAAGAAAUGCCUUAAAUGUUCUACAGCGCUUCAAAUUUCUUUUCAAUCUUCCAUUAAAUAUUGAAAGAAACAUUCAAAAGGGAGAUUAUGAUGUAGUCAUUAAUGACUAUGAAAAAGCAAAGUCAUUAUUUGGGAAGACAGAGGUUCAAGUCUUCAAAAAAUAUUAUGCUGAAGUUGAAACACGAGUUGAAGCAUUAAGGAAACUACUUCUGGAUAAAUUGCUUGAGACACCAUCAACAUUACAUGACCAAAAACGCUAUAUAAGAUACCUUUCUGACCUCCAUGCAGAAGGAGAUCCAGCUUGGCAAUGCAUUGGUGCACAGCAUAAAUGGAUUCUGCAGCUUAUGCAUAACUGUAAAGAGAGCUACAUUAAAGAACAAAAAGUCAGUCCAUUAAUACAUAGUCCACUGCUUGAUCUGGACGGUGAAGUUCGCCCGUCUUCACUUGGCCAUCUCAGUCGGAGUGCCUCAUUGAAAAGAGGCAGUAGCAAUCAGUCCAGUCAUGAUGAAAAUUGGCGAUUUAAAACUCCUCAGCAAGUAGCAUUUGUUGAAAAGUUAACUAAGCUUGUAGUAAGCCAGCUUCCCAACUUCUGGAAACUUUGGAUUUCUUAUGUGAAUGGGAGCUUAUUUAGUGAGACUGCUGAAAAAUCAGGCCAAAUGGAAAGAUCAAAGAAGAAUGCCAGGCAGAGGCAAAAUGAUUUCAAGAUGAUGAUUCAGCAAGUGAUGCAAUCGCAGGUCAAACUGAUACGUGGCGCUUUGCUUCCAUUUAGCCUUGAAGAAAAUGAACUAAAAGAAUAUGGUGGCUGGGACAUGAAACCUGAACUUUCUAGUCAAUGGCUACCCCAUGUCAUUCAAACUGUUAGGCUUAGUUAUGAAUCUCUUACUGCACUUGAAAUACCAAAUGAUAUGCUUCAGAUCAUCCAGGAUCUUAUUUUUGACCUGAGAGUCCGUUGUAUAAUGAUUACGUUACAACAUACAGCUGAAGAUGUGAAAAAAUUAGCUGAGAAAGAAGAUUGGAUUGUUGAUAAUGAAAGUUUAACCAGUUUGCCAUCUCAGUUUGAGCAAUGUGUUAUGUAUUCUAUCCAGUCACUUAAAGGAGUUCUGGACUGUAAACCUGGGGAGACUAGUGUUUUCCAGCAAACAAAAAUACAGGAAGAUGUGUGCCAUCUGAGCAUUAAUAUCAUGCAGGUCUUCAUUGAUUGCCUGGAACAACUGAGUACAAAGCCUGAUAGUGAUAUAGAUACUAACCAUCUUCCAGGUGACAUCUCAUCUUCAGAUUUAUUUGGAAGCAUCUAUGAAGAUUCCAGUUUAUCUGUAGAACGGAGGCUUUUAAUUGUCCUCAGUAAUUGCUGCUAUUUAGAACGUCACACAUUCCUCAAUCUAGCUGAACAGUUUGAGAAACAUGGUUUCCAAGGAGUGGAAAAAAUUAUUCAAAUUAGUAUGGAUUCAUUAAAAGAACUAGAUCAGCGGCUGUUUGAAAUAUACAUUGAGCUAAAGGCUGACCCCAUAGUAGGUUCAUUGGAACCUGGAAUUUAUGCAGGUUAUUUUGAUUGGAAAGACUGUCUUCCUCCAACAGGUGUCAGAAACUAUUUAAAGGAAGCUUUAGUACACAUAAUUGCCGUACAUGCUGAGGUAUUCACUGUCUCAAAAGAGCUUGUGCCCAGAGUUCUGUCAAGAAUUGUUGAAGCAGUUGCUGAAGAACUCAGCAGACUAAUGCAGUGUGUUUCAUCUUUCAGCAGAAAUGGUGCUCUACAGGCUCGACUUGAAAUUUGUGCCCUGCGAGAUUCUGUGACUGUAUUCCUCACUUCUGAAAGCAACUCAAGCUUUAAGCAAGCUCUGGAAGCCUUGCCUCAGCUGUCAAGCGGUGGAGAUAAAAAAUUGCUAGAAGAACUAUUAAACAUAUUCAAGAGCAGCAUGCAGUUGCAGCUCACCUGCUUUCAAGCUUCUUCUUCCACAAUGGUGAAGACAUAAUUCUGAAACUGAAUUAUUUUCAUGGAAAGAGAACAGUAAAUGCCAUCAGUCUUGUUUUCAAAUAACUGUACUCUUCUUUUCUAUGACCUCACUUUCUUGAAUCAAAAUUCAGACUAAAAUUAUUAAUAGAGCCAUUACUGCAAGAAAUAUGAAACAAAACCAUUUUGUUUUGAUGACAAUUUGUCCUAAAAGAUUUUAAACAGCAAUUUAUCACAUUAUGCUUAAUAGCUUGGCAAGCUGGUUGUAUUUAUUAUCCUAAUAAAUAUUGAUAAGUGUUGUCA